This is a messenger RNA of Mytilus trossulus (common blue mussel), 516 nucleotides long. RefSeq lists its product as uncharacterized. The record is from RefSeq and is a predicted model, not a curated record. The coding region runs from base 1 to 516 and encodes 171 amino acids. Gene Ontology annotation, molecular function: protein binding. NCBI's taxonomy places the organism in Eukaryota, Metazoa, Mollusca, Bivalvia, Mytilida, Mytilidae. The transcript has 3 exons.
AUGACGAGUAGCACGUGGAAGAGGAGAGGAGAAGGAGGAGGAGGUGGGGAGGAGAAGAUAAGCUUAUCAACUUCAAAGACAAUUAUAAUGACUCCGAUUCUAACAGGGAUCUUGUUUGUUUCGAUGUGUCUUGCAAGUACUGCUGCAUUUUCACUGUCAUUACAAUCAGGCAUCAUACCAGUGACCCAAGGGACUAAUGUCAAAUACGACAAGGACAUUAACGCUCCUGCCUUAGGUGAUGGAUAUGAUCGGGCUACGGGUGUUUUUACUGUUCCAACUACUGGAGCUGGUACUUACUUAAUAUCUGUUAGCAUGAUGUCUGGCUUUAAAUCCGCUCACCUUAAUGUAAUGAAGGGAACAACUGUUUUGGGGUGGCUUUUUACUGAUAAAACCUAUAACAUGGCAUCACUAACUAUCGACGCUCUUCUGGCAGCCAACGACCAGAUGUCUGUACAGAUGAAGUUUGGAUCGGAGUUGUUUGAUGUUUAUAACACUUUCAGCGUAACUAAGAUAUGA